GAAAAGGCGAAGGUCGAACAGGAGCUUCUUGAUGUCGAGAUAGGCUACAUAUCCCUGUUACAGACUUGCUGCACCUACAGACUUGACGGUUCCAUCGAUCUCGAAACGUCUCCUGAGAUUGAAAUCAAUGACAAACACAGGAACCGUGUCUGCCAACUCCUCGAAAGUGCCCGAAGCGAUGACCCCCGCUUGCCCACAGGAAAAUUACUCUCCGGGAAUCAGUACCACAUGGACGCCUAUGGUUUCAUGUACAGCUUCCCUAACGCUGACAUUGCUCUGCUCUAUCUCUGCAAUCGCCUAUCACAGUUCUACAGCCUGCGUUCCUCUGAGGAGACCCUUCGAAAACUCCAGUGGGCCAGUAUCCUUGAGAUGGACUUUCAGCAAAUACCCAGGGCUAGGCUAAAGAAAAUAUGCCGGAUGGGCAUCCCUGCCGAGUUGAGAGCCAACGUUUGGGCAAAACUCAUUAAGCUGGGCCUCAGCAAGGCGCCCGUGGAAAUGGGCUCCCGCUACUACCAAACUCUGGUGGAGAAAGUGAACGAUAUUCAGGUGAGUUGUAAUUCAUUUGGGAUGUUGUACCUAGGGGCAAGGUGA
Molecule: messenger RNA, 591 nt
Organism: Dibothriocephalus latus
Lineage: Eukaryota; Metazoa; Platyhelminthes; Cestoda; Diphyllobothriidea; Diphyllobothriidae
Source: the annotation of a GenBank genome assembly